Messenger RNA from Aspergillus calidoustus, 3405 nucleotides. The record is from the annotation of a GenBank genome assembly. Lineage: Eukaryota; Fungi; Ascomycota; Eurotiomycetes; Eurotiales; Aspergillaceae.
AUGUCCAGUCAUGUGCCCGCGACGGCCCCGACACGUUCUACAAGCCGGGAAGACUCAGUAGUGAGCGACUACAACAGCACGUCAGCCGUUCCAGUAAAUCGGAAGAAGCAAAAGCGAAGGGAAAAGGCGGCUCGCCUGGCCGCCGAACGGCAGGCAUUGAACGGACAUGCGCCCACGGAUACUGUCGACGCCAACGGUUCGGGUUCGAUCGCACCGGACAGCCAUAUAUCUCACGAACACGACUCGGGGGUCGAUAAUACAAGCGAGGAUUUGCUCAAUGGACACGCGGACGACAUUCAGGAACCCCCUCCUUCCGAAAAUAACCAUAAUGAUAUUCAACAAACAGGGAGCCGGAAAUCGAAAAAGAAGAAAGGGAAGAAAGGCCGUAAUGGGUCACAAGCGAGCUCUACUCCUUUAUCGACCCCCUCCGUUUCAUUGUCGCACGCACUCCCCCCACCUCCACCCCCGCACUCCGGUUUCCGAGACUCUUUUAAGUCGAGCAAGGAGCGCAGCAUAUGGAACACUUCAACGCAGGAAGAAAGAGAGAAUAUAAAGACAUUCUGGCUAGAGUUAGGCGAGGAGGAGCGGCGGCAGCUGGUCAAGGUAGAGAAGGACGCUGUUCUGAAGAAGAUGAAGGAGCAGCAGAAGCAUUCGUGCAGCUGUACCGUAUGUGGCAGAAAACGAACCGCAAUCGAGGAGGAGCUUGAGGUCCUAUAUGAUGCCUACUACGAAGAGCUUGAACAGUACGCCAAUAACACUCAAGGGACAUUCGAACGAGGCCCGCCCAUUGUUCCACCCCCGAGACUUUACCAACCACCGCUUCGCCCGCCCGGCCAUCACACCCACACACAUGGUCAAUACCAUCCUUCACGAGGCCGUAUCCAUGAGUUACCUGAAGAUGACGAAGACUUGGAUGAGGAAUACGAUGAAGAUGAAGAGGACGAUGAGCCAUACAGCGAUGAGGAGUAUGAGGAUGAAGAUACGCGUGCUGCUCAGGCGGAUUUUUUCGCAUUCGGGAAUAGUCUAACUGUCAAAGAUGGAAUUCUUACAGUUGCAGACGAUCUCUUGAAAAAUGACGGGAAACACUUUAUUGACAUGAUGGAACAAUUAGCGGAGCGCCGCAUGCAGCGUGAGGAAGAUACACAAUACGGCAUAGCUGCAGCACAUCAAUCUCUUCACAGCGGCCAUAACCAUGGUCCGCUCGACGAUGAGGACGAAGACUACGAGGAGGACGAGGAUUAUGAUAGUCAAGAGGAUGAGGAAUAUGAGGAAGAUGAAAUGGAUGCAAUGACAGAGGAACAGCGCAUGGAGGAGGGCCGACGGAUGUUCCAAAUAUUCGCAGCUCGAAUGUUCGAGCAAAGGGUCCUUACAGCAUAUCGAGAAAAGGUUGCUGAACAACGUCAGAAUAAGCUGAUCGAGGAGCUCGCAGAGGAGGAAACGAGGAAUGAACAACGGAACGCCAAGAAAGCUCGAGAGGCCCAAAAGCGGAAAGACAAGAAGAAAAUGCAGAAGCUGGCCAAGGAUGAGGAGAAAGCUAGGCGGGACGCUGAGAAGGCAGCGGAGGAAGCCGCGGCCAAAGCGGAACAGGAAAGAAAGCUUGAGGAGCAGCGGAAGAAGAAGGAGGAACAACGGAAAAAACGGGAAGCCGAACGGAAAGCCCAGGAGGAAGAGCGCGCUCGAAGAGAAGCCGAGAGGCAGAAACGAUUACGGGAAGAGAGAGACAAACAGGCAGAGGCUGAACGAAGGCAGCGAGAGCAAAAGGAACAGGAGAAGAAGCGGAAAGAGGAGGCGCGGCGAAAAGAGCGCGAGGAGCGCGAGUUGAAGGAACAGCGGGCAAAACAAGAGCGAGAACGCAAGGCGAGAGAGGAAUAUGCGAGAAGAGAGCGAGAGCUGGAAGAGCAGGAGAAGCACGGCAAACUGGGCUCGGUCCCGUCGAACCUGCAUCCUGCCCCAGGGACAUUCCUGCAUCAGCAGUCGCCGCAUCCCCAAAUCGCCACGCCUGUGGUUCCAAAAACAUCAACCCCCGUAAGACCGCGCGGUUCCUCCCAGCAGGGAUCUCACUCUUCUUCGCCGCGAUCUCAAGCAGCCAGUACGGAGGCAGCACAGUUGUCUCCCAGAUCCGUUCUGGGAUCAUCUGUUUUGCCAAAACAUGGCCCUGCCCACCAUCCUCUUCUACACCACCCUUAUCCCACGACCCCCAUGUCACCCCUCGGCAGGCUGCCUCCUCCCGGUCUGUCCCCGUCAAACCCUCCGGGGCUUUCUGGUAUAGUCCCUCGACCCCUGGCGGGCCAUGAAUUGCCCACGUAUCCACCGCAUUCGAGUCCUUUCUUGAACCAGCAUCGAGGGUUUCAGGCGCCCACUGGGAUUCCGGCGCACCCAGGCAUGAAUGGAACCCGUCCCAUGGCCCCCGGCCGAGGAUUCCCCCUUGAAGCUCCGGGACUUCCUUUCCAUGCCCAACCACCCCUCCCUGGUGCCUUUGUACCGCAGCCCCCAGGCGGACUACCAUCCAGCCACUCUAGGCAGCCAUCCACUUCCUUUGAACGAUCUCCGCUUGACAUAAAUGCUCAGCCAUUCCCCAUUUCCCGCCCUAGCCCAAUCAAACGCCCACCCAGCACCCAGCAAGAUCACAACUCCCGCAAAGAAAUGGACGAAUUGAGCGCGCAAUUGGGCAGCAGUGCGCUGCUUGACGACACGGACAUCCCACUCACGUCAUCUCAACUCUCUCAGUCUCUACCCGGUCCAACAGGAGCAGCAGCGAUACCUGGGCCUGCACGAGCCAGCUUUACAGGCUCGUCGCUGUUUCCAACUCCACUUUCAGCCAAACAUAACAACUUCCCUGUCGGUCCCGCCGUGGGUGGCAAUACAUGGGGCGCUCAGAUGCCCUUUGGAACUCCUACCUUCCCCAGUGACCGCACAUGGGGAAUGCUUCCUGGGAGUGGCUGGCCAGACAAUGCCUUUGGCACCACUGUUCAUCCCCGACCACAUGGGUCUCGCCCUGUUACCAUCCGGCUGCUAGUUAUUCAAGCAUGCAAGCAACUCAGCACCAUGAGUCCUUCGAAAAACGCGGAUGGUUAUCACGAUGUAAACGUGGUUCUCCGCCAGGUUGAACAGCUUCAGCCAUCAAAUGAGGCGCCGAUUCCUCUCAAGGAAAUGCUCGAUAUCUGUGACACAGAAGGUAACGCGCAAAACGGCGGUGGCUCGUUUUCAAUUCAAAAGAGUGAAAAGGGCGAGUUUGUCAAAUUUGAGCCGGACACCAACAGUGCGGCCUCUGGGAAACGCGGCAGCAUUGCUCCAGGCGAAAUUGGGAGCCCUCUCAUCAGCAACAGCAUUCCGGCGUUUGGUGGGAUCGGUACACCUCCAUCCUCCGUCCUCCGACAAUCUUUUUCUCCUCCCGCUGGUUUCUAG